GAGCACCAGUCGUUGACGAUAUACCGCCAAGUCGUAACGACUAUUCCCAAAAGGCACACGCGACAAAAAAAAAACAACAUUCAAGCUCUUAUCGGUACCACCGUCUUCAAGCACAGUCGAUUCCAGUUAAAAUGUAAUCAGCAGUUUGUUUAGUGAUAGUGAUACCACCCCGGAUACUGCGCUCAGCGAUAUCGGUUUCAGUUCGCUAUUUUGUCAGUGCGGUCCGUGGGACACCCAUGAUAACAUCGCGUGUCUCAUGAAACAGUGUUAAGUGAUGCCCACUUGAGGUGAUACAUACAUUUCAUCAGUGUCUGUCAGAGCGGUCCUUGGGACCCCUCUAUAAAAUCGUGCUACUCCAGACCACUUCUCUUCGGUGACAUUCGUUAGAAACACACACAUUUUGGCCGUCCACGGGGCACAGUAUACUCAUUCAGUUAUUUACGCUAGAAGUGAUACAAUUGUUCAGUGUUUCUCAGUGCGGUCCGUGGGACCUUUGGUUAAGGUGACGCGUUGAAGUGAUGUGAGUCAUGACGUCAAAUCAGAGUUAUUACACCAACCCUGCUUUUUGUCAGCAAAGUGAGUUUGUUGGGGCUCCUCCAAGGGCUUUGAGUCCUCAAGGGAGUGUGAGGCAAUCUCCAGUUGGUGCUCAAACUAUUCCCAAAGUGCACGAUACUUCUUUCGCGGAGAACGAUGCUGAUGGAGUCCAGGAGCAGGAGUUUUACGAAGAAGUUGUUGUUGAUGAUCAAGGGUUUAUUACGGAUAAGAAAGUGGUCGUUGUCGCACAAAAUAACGAAGGCAAGAAAUACAUCCAACUCCCACACAACGACGACAGAUAUGGAAGCAGGUAUCAAAUGCCCCAGGAAGAAAAGAAGAUGAUGCAGAUUGAAGAAAGUUAUGGUAGCCGGUACCAAAUUGCUCAAUCCGAAAGGAAAUUGACACGAAACGAAGUUAGGUAUGGGAGUCUCUAUCAAGUCUCCAUGGAAGAAAGAAAAGGCAGUAGGUACGGAGUACCUCAGACGCAACAGGUGAAACUUCAAAGAAGCCAAAGCCAACGGUACGAGUAUAUCCCGAUGCAAGAACAAGACAGCAGAACAAUCGUCCAAAGAGCAACUUCGAAGAAACUCCAAUAUCGUGAGGAACAUGGGGAAGUUUCAUCAGGAAGAGUGCAUACGUACGCCGUGAUUGAACCGGAAGAAGAGACCGAGUUGACUGGAAAGAACCAGAGAUAUGCUUUAGUGCCUGUGGAUCAGCUUUCUCAACGACUAGUGGUUAGUCAGGCUAGUGGUGGGAGGUAUGAGUACAUUCAGGACCAACAACCUCCUCAAAGCCCCAAUCGGUACGAAUACAUACAAAACUUGCCCCCACGAUCUCAAAACAGAUACGAGUAUAUCCAACAGUCGUCACCAAGAGUCGGCAAUCCCGCUGCAACCCAAAAACUUCACGAACUUCUCACUACACCAAGAAAAGCUACUCCCAGCUCGGUGAUGUCACCUAGAUCGCAACGAAAACUCUUACCUCCAUUAUCUCCCAUUCCAAAGGAGCCUUUUCAAACCAAGACUCCACAAAGAACGCCUCCAAAAGCUCAACAGAAGCUCAAUUACGCUCUGGGUACAAGACAGAUGGUACCUGACAAAAGAACAACAGCAGUGGUAGCUCCAAUAUGUUCCAGCCCUAUACAGAGUGUUUAUAGCGAAACGACAUUUUCAAAAUCGGGUUCCUGGAUGAAUGUGAGCCUCAAAAAGGCUCCUGUUCAGGCCACGCUGACAGUGGCUGCAACAAUGAUGUUCCUAUGUGGAGCUGUGACUUCAGGGCUGUGUUUUUAUAUGAUUUCUGUGAUGGGAAGGCAGUACUUUCUAGAUUUUGGAGUUAUAGCUGGAUUUACGUGUUUUACACUGGGGCUGCUGGGGUAUAGAUCGAGGAAUGUCUAUUGGUUGCCGAAUAGAAACUACAUAUCAGGUUACCUGUUGCUGAGUGUCUUCAGCUUACUGACAAGUACCGGCCUGUUGGUACUCCUUACGCAGCGACCACGUCCUGGAACACCAUUGGCGGACGUGACUUCCGGUGCCGUCUGCGGCGUCGCGGCGCUGUCAUUGGCUCUCGCGGCCGCAGGCGUUGUUGCCACGUAUUGCUGUCGGUAUCCGCCGCCUGACAAUCGCGUGCAACAUUGCGCAGAGGGGUUUUCAGUGUAAAGUAUAAUGAAAGUUUCCGCAACGCUUUUACAAGUCAGGCAGUCGAGCCAGAUGAUUUUGUUACUUCGAAUAAAUUUUACAGAGCUUUUAUAAUGUCAGAUUAUCGGGAUAGCUCGAUAAAAAAUCUUCUAGAAAAAACUCCAAGUAUUAACAGAGUCAAACACAACAUACACUAGCACUAAGUACGUCCAAUCAUAACUCAGAAAAUCCGAUUAAUUGCAGUCCUAGAAAACCUGAUACAGCAUGUUGAAAUUGUUUUAAUUCACAAAGAGAAGACUAAAUUAUAUCGAAAGCGUUUACACAUGACUCUAAGCAGUUUCUAAAUUCAUUACAUAAAAUAUGACAACUGACUUACUGCAAUCCCUACAGAAAAAAUAAUAUACUUUUCAAGCCAUAUUUCAAAAUAUCUUUCUCAUAUUUGAGCAACGCAUUUAAUAUUGUAAAGGUACCUCCUAAAGUAUUUGGGAAAGUAGCGAUGCAGACAGCAGACACCGCUGUUUCGUGCUUAUAAGAAACUCGUCAGUACGGUAUAGGUCGAGUUUUGGAAACAGAUGAAAGGGAAGCAAACAAGUGGGUAUGGUCUCUCUGUGUAUCGCCAUAAAGUUACUUAAAACAACGCUUUUAAUUUAUCCCGAAAGUACUUUACGGCCCCUGUUAAAACUUUUACAGGAACUUUUCAUUCUAUUUUUUACUAGACUUUCCACCUUGGAAAUAUACUGUACACAUUGAAAAACAAAUAUCAUCGAUAAGUUUGAAGAAAAUAUUUCUGUUUAUGUAUUCCUUGUUAGUAUUGUGCGCGCACUUAGAGUGAACGACUACAUGAAAGCGUAAACCGGAAAUUAAAGAAAGGAAAAAGCCUUGGAACGAAAACAGGGGGACUUAGUUGUAGGGUUGGUAAAUAAAAUGAAAAGAAGCAUAACACGCUUUACCGACAGAGCAUGACGUAAGGGAGACGGUGGUGAUCAGUCUAGUGUAACAAGAAACAUUUUUACCGAAUUUGUUGAUAUGGUAUUCACGAUUUAACAUUGUUAACUUGUUGUCCGGAUAUAAUGGAUGAACACUUAGAUAUACCUGUACGUAUAUUAUAAUAUAUAAGUAAUAUUGAAAGGAUAAAAUAUGAAGAUAAUUAUGAUGGUACUAUUGCGAACCAACAUAAAGCAGACUGAUGUCGAACUUGAAAAGAACGUAAUGCCAAAGACUAGAUGAUCCUACUUCCUGUAAUAAAUGGUGAUUUGACGAGUAUUGCUGUGUGAAUAUUAUGUCUACUGUGGUAAAAAUGUUUUUUGAGAUGUGAUUUGAGAUAAUAUGUUUCUUGAACGAUUUUUAACGCAGGAAAGAAAAGAUAAAGAAGCAGAAUUAAAACAAGUGAUACGUAUCAUAAAAUUACUAAUAAAGGUAAUACUUUCCUGCGUUAAAAUUCAAAAAGGAAUUGUUAAAUGUUCACCACCAGUGAAAAAUAAAUGUCUGAUAUAGUUUUAGAUUUAACUAUUUUUGUGAAUUUGUAAAACUGUGUACAGCGAAUGUCUAAGUUAAAGGAUGAUCUGAGAGAUGCUAAUGGUAGCAGUUCCACAUCCAUCAUCCUAAGGAAGCUUUGAUCCACCAUUCAUUAAACUGAAUCAUAAUUACAGAAAAACAAACGUAAUGAUUGAGAAGCCGAUUCUAGAUCUUAAGUCCUAAACAACAAGUAAUUCUUCAUCUCAUUUUUAGGUACACCAUAAAAUAUACUUACAGAGACAGACUUGUUUAUCAGGAUUUGCAUUCAUUUAGUUUAUUCAGUUUUCAAACUAUAAUUCUAUAAUACGUAUUUGUGUAAUUGAUAGCCUACGUUUUAAUUUGUAGAGAUUACAUUAUUAAGCUUGUUUCUUUGAACAGUGUAAAAUUGCACUCACUGAUUCUCAGCGUACUGUGAGAACUGUUUAAUUAUCUAAACCAGCGUGUAAUCUGAGGCAAUACAUUUUUGAUCGAUUAAAAAAGUGGAAUGAAUCAUUUAAACAAUUCUGCAAUGGUCCACUAUGCUGUGUCAGUCUUUCUCUUAUUCAACAGUUCAACAGCUUUGUCGAUUUUAGAUCUGCUAGAUACAAACAAUGAUAGUGGUUUCAAAGCUUCUCGAGCUUGAAAUGUAGUAUAAGCUUUUUUCGGUUCAUUUUUUAAUUCUGCACUAGAAAUACUUUUGUACUUCCAAAAGAGGUUAUUUCUGGGAAGCUGAAAACCAUGUGUAACCUUUACCUUAAGGAACUUACAACAUAGAUACAUUUUUUAAUUUUUGUAUGCAACAUGUAUGUAUAUUAUAUCUAUUGCGUUAUCAAUAGUGGUGAACCACAAAUACUUUUCACAAAUGAAGAAAAAUAUUUGUUGUUAAAAUUGUAACAGUAUUUUUAUACAACGUUUAUCCAAAGAGGUUUAGUAGUCACAUAAUGAUUUUGUUAUAUAUAUUUUUAAAUAGAAC
Messenger RNA from Acanthoscelides obtectus, 4635 nucleotides. Lineage: Eukaryota; Metazoa; Arthropoda; Insecta; Coleoptera; Chrysomelidae. The record is from the annotation of a GenBank genome assembly.